Messenger RNA from Boleophthalmus pectinirostris (great blue-spotted mudskipper), 5022 nucleotides. It is a transcript of the gene spock3, whose product is annotated as SPARC (osteonectin), cwcv and kazal like domains proteoglycan 3. Gene Ontology annotation, molecular function: protein binding; calcium ion binding. Bases 134 to 1336 code for a protein of 400 amino acids. NCBI's taxonomy places the organism in Eukaryota, Metazoa, Chordata, Actinopteri, Gobiiformes, Gobiidae. The transcript is spliced from 11 exons. The record is from RefSeq and is a predicted model, not a curated record.
CGGAAAGAGAGAGAGGAGGGAGAGAGAGGAGAGAGAGAGAGAGGAGAGAGAAGAGAGAGGAGAGCGCGCUGCUAAUACUAGAUACAGAAAACAGCAGCGAGCAUCGAGUCUGGAGAGCAACUGAUGCGACAAGAUGCUGAGCGUCGCCUUGCUGUGCUUGUGCGCCGUCGCCUUUGGACACGUCUCGGCUCGUUCAGACAACGGCAAUUUUUUGGAUGAUAAAUGGCUGACGGAGAGAUGGGACAAAUUCAGAGACGAGCCAAGAGCAUGGAAUCCUCCAAAACCAUUUGACCAAGCUCUUGAUCCAGCCAAAGAUCCCUGUCUGAAGAUCAAGUGCAGUCGCCACAAAGUGUGUGUGGCUGAGGAUUACAAAACGGCCACUUGUGUGAGCCAGAGGAGAAUUAGUUUCAAGGAUCCCAGCUUGUACCAGAGCCCAGGGUCAAAGUGCACGCCCUGUCCAGUGGUGCACCCCUCUCCCGUCUGUGGAACCGACGGACACACAUACUCCACCAAGUGUAAACUGGAGUACCAAGCCUGCAUCACAGGAAAGAAGAUUGCCGUCAAGUGUCCUGGCAUGUGCCCCUGCCCAUCUCAGCCCAAACCAACGCCAACAGAGAAAAGAGUUUGCAGUGAGACUGACCUGAAGGAGGUGGUGAAUCGUCUGAGGGACUGGUUCAGAGUGCUACACGAGAAUGGCAACCACAAGGCGGUCAAGAAGCCAGAGAAGAACAAGUUUGAAGUGGGCGCGUCACCCAUCUGUAAGGACCCUCUUGGCUGGAUGUUCUCCCGCCUCGACACAAACUUCGACAUGCAGCUCGACCAGUCAGAGAUCAAGAGUCUGUACAUGGACAGGAACGAACCGUGCUCUGAUGCCUUCUUCAAAUCCUGCGACACACACAUGGACAAAGUCAUAACCAGCUCAGAGUGGUGCACGUGCUUCCAGAGAUACACAGACUCCCCGUGUAAAGCAGAACUGUCCAGCAUCAACAAAAAGCAGUCGGGAAAGAAGCUGCUCGGUCAGUACUUGCCGUCCUGCGAUGAGGAGGGCUACUACAGUUCCCACCAGUGCCACAGCAGCAGCGGGCAGUGCUGGUGUGUGGAUCGUUAUGGCAAUGAGGUGGCCGGAUCACGUACCCGCGGACCUGCCGACUGCGGCGUGAUUUUGGAGUCGUCUGGAGACCUGGGCAGCGGAGACCCCCCGGUGGACGCAGAUGACGACGACGAAGUCGACGACGAGGACGAUGACUACCUGCCCCCGCUUGACCCGGUCAUCGACGACGAGUACAACGACGAAGACGAGGACGACGACGACGCUGGCGACGAAUACCAGUCGUAAUCUUUUGGCCCAAAAGCAAACGAGACCCCUUAACUGCUCAAACUGCACGCACCAUGGUGACCCGCCAGGAACAAAACCUAAUCGUACUAACAGCCAAUAGACUUCUCUCUAUAUUGUUUGUUGAAAAAAAAAAAAAAAAAGAAAAGAAAUAUUGCUGGCGAUUGAUAAUUUCUGAUCUUAUCUCAAUAUGACUAGGCACUUUUGUUGUUUAUUUGUGUGUAUAUGAUGGACUCUCAAAGACCAGCCAAUCCAGAGCCUUGGAUUCGGUCACAUGGGCAAAGCUCUCCCCUGAUUGGACAGCCCUUGUCUUCUUCUUUAUGUCCUUGUGCAGAGGUAUGUUGACGCCCCAAGGCACGCUGUUUUAAAAGACCCCCCCUCCCUUUCUCGCCAGUGUUCCUGUGUAUUAUAGGUGGGAUGUCCCAGAUGUAGAUAAGGAAUUAUUGCACUCUUGAAGUUUUCUUUUGAUCUAUAAUUUGUAACUUGUGUCUGUAACUCUAUGGAACAAGCAGAUAAUGUUAGGAUUUAUUAGGGGAACUAAGGCAGUGUAGCAAUCAGAACAGACAUGCAAGCUGCUUUUAGUGAAAAACAAAUCAAACUGAAUAAUCUCUAAAGGCUCUGGCAGCAAAGAAAGACAAAUUACUGUUUUAGAGAAGAAAAGAAAAAAACAUGGCGGAGCAAAAUCGAUCUAUUUUUCUAAUCUACUGAAUAUGAAAGAUGAAACAGAUUUGUCAAAGCAUGUCUUAAUACCGUGUAAUAUUUCUUUCUGUAGAGCCUAAAAAAACCUUUAUGGAACUCAAUAUAUUGUAGCUUGAGACGAAAAACAGAAUCUCGCCUCAAAACACGUGAGAUCAAAACGUUUGCUGACCAGUGCGUCGGCGAUCCGUAUCUCAUUGUUCUUAUGGUGUUGAUGUUUUUCAGUUUUCUAUUUUAGAGUCUUAACGUGUAUCUGAACAUGCAGUGUAAGAGAUGCAAAAAAAUAAUUAUGUUGCACAUGUCAUAGACCCAUGUACGCGCGACCAUACAGACCUGAUGGAAAUGCUUGUGGGGGACGAGGGGUGAGAGGUGUGCCUUUUCGAUGAUGCCGGGGAUAGUAAUGAAAAAGCUUGUAAACAGACUCAUUAUUACAGUAGAUUAUAUUGGCUUUUUAUUGUGGAUACUAGAUCGAUACUGGUUUUAAUACAGUUUUGUUGUCCCACUUACACCAGUUAGACAUAACAUUAUGACUACUGAACUUUGGUGGGAUUUACAGACGGGAUGCAGGUUGGUAAAGUUAAAUUGUACUCAAGAAAGUUACAAAUAAUGAAAUAAUACUACACAAGUUGAAGUACAAAGUAGUGAUGUAUUACUCAAGAAAGAGUAUUUGCGUAAACUAGUAAGAAAAAUUGGACAUAACAGUUGAUAAAAGACUUUCGGAAAUGCAAUUUAAGUAUAAAAACAUUAAAUAUUGAACAAAAUCUUGUAUUUUCAAAUGAUAUAUCACAAAAAUGAGUAAAUUAUAUAAUAUUGUCAACAUAAAGUUUUUACCUAAAUAGGAGAACUGUUACACUAUCAAAUAUUACUUGUUACUUUAGUAGAAGUAUGGUGCCUAAAAACUACCAGAAAAAAUAUGUAAAUGCCAGAGGCGGCACUACCAUUAGGCAAAAGUAGGCGGCUGUCUAGGGCCCUCAAACCUGGAGGGGCCCCCAACCAAUUGAUUUGAGUGCCACUAAUGCCUGAGGUUUCCAGUCCACCAUAAUUCACAUAAAUAAAGAUGUGCAUGUCUCAAGAACAACGGGGAAAAACAGACAAUAAAUAUAUUAAAAACAAAACAAAAAAACUGUAUUAUAGUGAGGGCCCCAAACUCAAGUUCCCCUCGGGCCCCCAAAUUGUUAACACUGCCAGUGGUAAAUAUAAUACCCACUUCUGGAUCUCUGGAUGCCAAAAAAUAAAGAAAAUAAUUUGAUUAGAUUUAGAGUAAUUUUAAAGAGGUUUAAAAAUCAGCAGAUAAGAGAUAGAGAUGAGAGAUGGUCGCCCACAUGGCAUUUUAACAAUUUAAGUACAACAAACAUGCAUAAUAAAUCAUGAUUUCUGGAAAAAAAUAUUUGGUUUCUUGGAGGUCAGAGGUACUACAGAUACGUGGUGAAUUAUUAUGAAAUUUGAAAAUUUUUAAGUGAAGAAAUUGGAAUUGGGGCAGAAAAUGUAGGCGUCGUGUCAUGGACUCAUUAGGCACCAACUUCAGUACAAAAAUAAAAACUUUUUGAUAAUUUCUGCGUAUCCAGACCAAGAAAUGAAAAUGAGUUUAGCAUGGACCAGCGUGCAAAAAUAGGUGGUCACAAUGUUAUCUCUACAAGGUGUACAGUUACAUAAUACAGAUCACUUUAAUAUCGGGAUGCUACAUGUGGGACAAAAGCACAGACAGACACAGUUAAGACGUAGAACAGUGGAUUAUAUUGGAUUUUAUAUCACACAUUGGCUAAGAUCCGUGAGCUUUGGUUUCUACAGCUUGAUAGAAAAGAGCUGCUUAUGUUACAAUGACAUUUGCUUUGAUUUGAUUUGUACAUGCUGUAAUGACUUUUAGUGUAAUUCAAUGUAAAACGGGCUGAUCGCCGGACUGCACAUACAGAUCCGGAGACAGCCUCUAUACUAAUACAUUCACUUAACAUUUUCAGAGAUUCCAUGUUGAGAAGUGCCAUCUAAAUGUCCUGUAGAUCUAGUGUCUUUCUUUUAAAGGCGCACUGUGUAACUUUUCUGGUAGGUGUUCCGCCACAAACUUGUUUCCAUGGAGAUAUUAUCGUUUUUGCCCAAAAGGUUUUACAGUAUGGCCUUAAACGAAUCUACUGUAUGUUGCUUUUGUCCAGUUAUGGGUGUUUUAUUGCUCAAAAAUACUGUCAGAGUUCCCACGGUCAUGGAAAUCCUGGAAAAGUCAUGGAAAUAUGUAAAUUCAAUGACAUUUUUGGAAUUUUAGUGUCUCUUUCACUCAGUUACAGCAUUCUGUUAAGUUAUCAUUAGGGUAUUAUGAUAAAUUUGUAAACAUAUGCGCCUUUUUUUUUUUAAAAGAGAUGACAAUAAAUGCAUUGACAGUAUUUUGAAUGUUAAAAAAUCUAUAAUGCCAAACCUUAAGGUGAGUGGAAAGGGUUAACAUUUCAUAUUUAGCCCUAAAAGUUUGCUAAAUUUAUGAAGGGUGCCAUAAAGUCAUGGAAAAUUCACUUUAGGUCACAAAAAAUCAUGGAUAAGUUUUGAAAUUUUGUCAGUGAAAAGCGUGCGAACACUGUGUUGCGAAAAACUUGCAUUCCUACAGUGUGUGAGCUUACCUCUCCACAGAUCUGACCUUUCAUUUGGACUGGAGGAAUUGGUGGCUUGUCUCCACGGUCAGAUAAGUUUAAUGCUAUACUGUGGGACAUUCUAGUCAAUGCAGUAAGAUUUCCACGAAGCCAAGCACCAGAAAGUUACACAGUGCGCCUUCAACUUGGAAUUUCGCCGCACUUGAAGCUCCGCCUCCAGGUUCAGUUCAAGUCUCGUAUUUUUGUUGAUUUAUUUUAUUUUCCUGUGUGUAAUAACAAACGGUUUGAAAAUGACCUCAGACACUGUAGCCACUCCAAUCACACACUCUGUCAUCACUUUGGAUAGCGUUAGGUUACGCUACAGAUUACAUUUUUUACAGUGUACGUAUGAUUUGCUGAAAUAAAAGCUAUAUUGACAAAUGAAAA